Molecule: messenger RNA, 3411 nt
Organism: Onychostoma macrolepis
Lineage: Eukaryota; Metazoa; Chordata; Actinopteri; Cypriniformes; Cyprinidae
Exons: 4
Coding region: 1399-2025 (208 amino acids)
Source: RefSeq, a predicted model, not a curated record
UAUUUUACAGCAUUAUUAAAUAUAGCAUUAUUUAUUAUGCCAAAAAUCAUUUUAAUGUUUUAAAAGUUUACUUGCAUUUGAUAAUAUGAUGACAUGCAUCCCACAAGCUGUUAAAUGUAACAUUCAUACACAUUAUAAUAUAUUAUUGAUAUUAUUCGACUGUCUUUCAUUUUAUAAAUAAAAAUGCAAUUACAACUAGAUAAAAAAGUUUGUCAAGAGAAACUUAAGGUUGGCUUGAGAAAGCCUAGCCUGAAAGUUUAAAGCAGUUGUAAAAGCCUGAAGUUUGAACAUUUAGAUAGAUGUUGAUAACAUGUUUCUAGCAUGACUGACAUGUUUUUAGCACAAUUAACCUGUUACUAGCAUGUUGCCAGCAUGAUUAGCAAGUGACUAGCAUGUGGCUAGCAUGUUUCUAGCAUUAUUAUCAUGUUACUAGCAUGUUGCUAGCAUGUUUAUAGCAUGAUUAGCAUAUUACUAGCAUGUUGUUAGCAUGAUUAACAUCUGACUAGCAUGUUGCUAACAUGUUUCUAGCGUGAUUAGCAUGUGACUAGCAUGUCACUAGCAUGUUUCUAGCAUUAUUAACAUGUGACUAGCAUGUUACUAGCAUGAUUAGCAAUGCUACUAGCAUGAUGCUAGCAAUAUUUGCAAGUUACUAGCAUGUCGUUAGCAUGUUUCUAGCAUGAUUAGCAUGUCGCUAGGAUAGAUAGAUAGAUUAGAAAUAUUAGAUGAGUUUGAAUGAAUUAGAAAUAAUACAUAGAAGGGAAGCUUGAUUGAGUGUAAUGGGCUUCAGUUUGUUUACAUUUGAAUUUUGACAGUUGGAGUUUGAAUAGUCUUGGCUCAUCUGAACAUUCCGUCAAUGUAAGUCUAUGGGAUUUUUAUGAUUUUUAAUCUUCAUUUUUAUGAAAACUGUAAGUCCGAUCAGUCUGAAGAGAUACAGCAGCUCGAGUCAGACCGGUCUGAAGAGCUGGGCUGAGUUUGGUGGUUCUAGCUUGAAAGCUCUAGGAGGAGAUGAGCACUAAGUUUACCAGCCGGAGAGCAGCGGCGAACAACAAACCAUAAAGAACAUUCCUGCUUGGUCUUGUAUCUGUGUUUUCAUUUUUACACGUGUUCAUUAUUUAUCUGUAUUGUUUGUUAUCAUGUUUAGGAACCAUGACAUUAGUGAAGGGAGCAGAUCGUAGUUGUGAUCCGUGACUAGGCCCACGGUUCAGCAUGUGUUCAGAGGAUUAAUUGCUAAAUUUAAUAGAUAAUAGAGUAUUAAAACCUAAACAGAAAACAUAUUGUAAUAAAAGCGGUAGGGGUGAAUUUAUUAUUCCAUGUGAUGGAGGCCGAGUGGAGAAGCCUGGUCAGCAGUGAAUGUGAUCUAAACUUGUGUUUGCUUCUCCAGCGUCUGCAUCAGGCCUCAUGGCGUCUCUGAGAGAGGAAUACUGCAGGACACCACAGGCUCCACGAGAACACAGCACUGUCUGUCUUCACUACACCUGCUGCUCUCUCCAGAUCCCUCCAGAGGACCAACAACAUCAGGCUGCUGGCGGUUUCAAAAAAUUCCCUCAUGUCCAAAUUCAACAUGAAGGAGGUGGUCUGCUGCAGAAAGAGGCUUUUGAAAAGACUGCACUGUUCUCGAUCAUUAGAGAUGCUGUGAUAACAGUGUUUAAAAACUCUCUCUGCCGCUGUUUAAAAACUAGCCCUCGUUGCACUUUUGAAGUGCUGUUGUUUCAGCCGAACUACUCAGUGGUGUUUGCCUUGAUCUAUCGCCCGCCAAACAAAGAUGUUCUCAAUGAGUUUGCUGAGUUUCUGGGGGAUAUUGUUACUAGCCAUGACAAAAUCAUAAUCCUGGGAGAUGUAUCUGAUUCGCUUUGUGAGGAUUUUGCGAGAUCUUUUAAUGAUAAGGUUGUACAAAUUAAAUCUCUACUGACUUUGUCAGCCUAUACUUCACUUGAUGUUCCUCUCUGCUCUUGUAUUGUAUUGUAUAACCAGCUUCCCGGCAGCAACAGAGCUGAACUUGAGGAACGCAGCUGGGAAGCAUUUUAAACAAGAAAUAAAACCAAUAAUUAAUAACUUCCUUUAAGUUCACUGUUGGUUGUUUUAUUUGUUAAAAUAAGUAAACCAACAAAAGGGUUAAUCUUUUUUUAUGUUGUCAUUUAUCCAGAAUAUUUUAAUGUUAAGUGUGAUAACAUGCUCUUUUUCUUUUAAAUAUCAUAAAUUAUUUAAAAUAUUUUAUUUUUAGUUGUUAAAAAUGUUUAUUUUUCUUAAUAAAAGCUGUGUAUUUAAUUUGUUUGGAUGGAUUGCCAUUUUGUUGUCUAUUAGAUGUAUAUCUGAAGGCAUUCAUUAGCUGUCUAUUUGAUGUCUAGUCUAUUCUUGGGAUAUUAUUAGACGUCUAUUAAAUGUUCACUGACAGCCCAAAUUCAGUCUUGUUUUAGUCUAGACGUCAGGGCUGUGAUUGAACGGCUAUUAGACAUCUUUUAAACGCAAAAUAGCUUGCUGGUACCCCUCAUAUAACCGUCCGUCGCACACAUCCGUCAUGUUUGUAGUUUUUUAAUACUUAUUAUCCGUGUUUGUAGUUCUGAACUAAAUACUUUGUUAAAGCGCAAUGGAUUGUGGGCAAUAUUAGCCGUUAGAGGUGCACGGAUCCACACUUCAGAAAUCUGCCUGAAAUAGUAGACCAUCCGGGGAUGCGAUCGCUUGCUGGGUAUUUUCAGAAAACGUGAACAUGUGAAUUAUUAUCUAGUUAUCUAAACAUCGCUAUGAACAGUUUGCACAAUACAGCUGUGUGUGACUGUAAAUGUCUCUGAGUUUUGUUAUCGUUCUGUGUCCAUCCUCCUCUAUUUCCAGCACUUAAUCAAGCCACUCUUCUUUAAUACAUGAGGACGUGGCGCUGGCUCUCGAUUUGAGCUGUUUAUUCAGCAAACAUUGAAGUAUUCGGUUUCUACAGCGACUCAUUCUCUUUCUAUGAAACCUGUAAACCGCAUUCACCGCUUCUGACUCUACAGCGGCAGCAGCUCUAUAGCGGUUUGACCGAGCAUUGCAGCUCUUUCACUUUUUCUAGAAUUCAAUCAAAUGACUUUCACAAUUCAUUUUUACUUGUGCGUGGCACAUUAUUUCUUCUGCGCGGCCACACACACACACACACACACACACACACACACACACACACACUCAAAGAAACAUUUGUUUUAUUCUAAUCCAGUAUUUGUAUUUAUAUCAGAGAGUCACAGCCCUGUUCCUGGAGACACCUCAUCUUUGCACAGUUUGGAUGAAUCUCUCUUAUCAAACACACUUGAUUCAACACUUCAGGUCAUUAGUAGAGCGCUCUGUGAUGUUAGCUGAGUGUCAAAUAAAGACCUCAAAAUAUACAGAAACAGUGUAGAGAAACACAGGCCUACUGUACACAAUAAAGUCAAUAAAACAAAGACAGUG